This is a messenger RNA of Euleptes europaea (tarantolino), 1557 nucleotides long. RefSeq names its product zinc finger protein with KRAB and SCAN domains 7-like. The record is from RefSeq and is a predicted model, not a curated record. NCBI's taxonomy places the organism in Eukaryota, Metazoa, Chordata, Lepidosauria, Squamata, Sphaerodactylidae. Gene Ontology annotation, biological process: regulation of transcription by RNA polymerase II. The coding region runs from base 1 to 1557 and encodes 518 amino acids. The transcript has 7 exons. Gene Ontology annotation, molecular function: RNA polymerase II cis-regulatory region sequence-specific DNA binding; DNA-binding transcription factor activity, RNA polymerase II-specific.
AUGGAGGAGCAGGACCCAGGAGGACCUGGACCUGGCAAGAGAGCAAGGAAAGGCCCCCAUCCUGACCAAGCUGGGAGUGGCAUUGAAUCCUGGCAGAGAGCUGUGUCAGAGAUCUGGGAUCAGGAGCCCCUGAACUCAGAACUACAUUGCCGACCCUUCCGGCAGUUCUGCUACUGUGAGGCCGAUGGGCCCCGGGCGGUUUGCAGCCAGCUGCAUUUAUUUUGCAACCACUGGCUGAAGCCAGAGACACACACCAAGAAGCAGAUCCUGGACCUGGUGAUCCUGGAACAGUUCCUGACCAUCCUGCCCCACGAAAUGCAGCGCUGGGUCAGAGGAUGCGGGCCGGAGACCAGUUCCCAGGCGGUGGCCCUGGCCGAAGGUUUCCUCCUGAGUCAGGCAGAGGAGAACAAGCUGGCAGAACAGAGUUGGGGUCCAUCCGUGAAGAUGGAAGCAAAGUUCUGUGAGAUGGAAAGAGCUCCUUUGGAGGAAGGGCAGCCGGCCCGAGCCCAAGAGUGCGCCCAAGGUGCCCUCUCCUGCGGUACCGAAGAGACAGUGUUCAGCCAUUCUCUUUGCAGAGGUGUGGAAACUGCUGCUGUACCUCCAGUCCAGUCUCCAGUUUCCUUUGAGGAAGUUUCCGUGCAUUUUACUGAGGCAGAGUGGGCCCUGCUGGAUCCAGACCAAAGAGAUCUCUACAAGGAAGUCAUGCUGGAGAACUAUGGGAGUGUGGCCUCUCUGGCAGGGGAUGAUCAAUGGGAUGAGGGUGAUAAGGAAUUGUAUCAGCUAUUGCCAGAUAAAGUGAAGAAUAAAGAUUGGAAAGGAAACUUCAGGAAUCAAGGCGGACCUAAGAGGCGGAAAGGAAGUCACACAGCCAAGAAGAGGGACCAACCCAUUCCUGGCCAAGGACUGGAUUUCCAUGAACUAAUCCACAGGGUGGAGGAAGCAUAUAAGUGCUUGGAGUGUGGAAUGAACUUCUCAGAUCAAGCCCAAUAUGCUAUCCAUUUGCAAAUGCACAAUGGAAAGACGACCCAUCAAUGCUUGAAGUGUGGGAGGAGCUUUCUAUACAGAGCAGAGCUACUUAGACAUCAAAGAACACAUAAAGGAGACAAACUGCAUAGCUGCUCAGAUUGUGGCAAGAUAUUCUCACAGAAAUCAGACCUUUGUAAACACCGAAGGAUUCAUUCAGGAGAGAAGCAUAUUAUCUGCAUGGAGAGUGGAAGGAUACACUCUUGUGGAAGAAAGUGUAGUGCACUUUCCCCAAAGGGUACUGUAAUGAGGACACACAAAUGCUUUCAGUGUGGAAAGUACUUCAAAUACAGAUCACACCUUCUUGUGCACCAAAGAGUACACACAGGAGAGAAACGGGAGAAACCUUUUGAAUGCUCAGAGUGUGGAAAGAGAUUCAGUCUCAGAGGCACUCUUCAGCAGCAUCAAAGAACCCACACAGGGGAGAAACCUUUUGAAUGCUCAGAGUGUGGAAAGAGGUUCAGUCAGAGAGGCACUCUUCAACAGCAUCAAAGAACACACACUGAGGAAAAUCAUUUUGAAUGCUCAGUGUAA